UGUCAUUGAGCUUGUUACAAUUGAAAAAAAACAUUAAAUUGGUCAAUAAACUUACAAUAAUAAGGUUUAAAAUUGGAUAUUGACUGUCAAUGCUUGAGUCAAAUCAUUUACAAUUGGUGAAAUUAUCAGAUCAAAUUUUAUCUGUUUGCAUUGUCAACACUAUUAUCUGUUGAUAUUGAAGUUAAGGUUCAACAGUGAUUAAACUAGAAAUUUCAAGGAAUCACUUAUUAUAUUUCAGUUUUGUUUGAAAAGAGCGCUUUUAACUGACUUGUCACUGUUCACUCGUAGAAACUUGUUUUCGUCCAAUAAUCUGUUCCUUUCUUGAGACCAAAACUUUUUUGAAUUUUGUCGGUUUCACAUUUUCUUGGAGUCAUUUCAAUUCCUUGCAUUUCAUUUUGUGCCACAAUUCAACUAAUUAUCGUCUAAAAUGAAUGGAAUGGAUAAGAAUAGUGAUAAUUCUGAUAAAACAAUAUUCAAAGUGAAAUUUCUUGGUGAAUACCAUGAUUUUGUUAUCGAUUGGUCAGAUGAAAGUCAUGAAUAUAAACAAGUACAAUUAUUUAAACAGCUGGAAUCAAUAACUGGAAUCGCUAACAAACAUAUAUGUCAAGUAGAUUUAGAGGCAGAUAAUCAGGAUGGCUUCCUUACAGAAAAUCCAGAAUAUUAUUAUUCAAGCGUCUUACAAAAUGACUUUACGAAAGACAGGAUCUACAACCAAUACAUUCAUGAUGACGAGAUCUUGGUUUUGAGCUAUCACCCAGUUUACGCUUCCAGUAGAGUCAAUAAUUAUCUUUAUACUUUUUAUGUAUUAAGAAAUGAAAACAUGAUUCUUGAAGGAGUUUGUACCCCAUCUGCUCGUUACUGUCCACAUAUUCAGUCUAGAACUGUUUUCAACAAAAGAAAAUACGUCUUCUCAGAUGAAUUUCAAUCAAAAAUUAUUGAUUGCAUUGUCUCAUCAAUUAGUUCUUCUGUAGAAAGAUUUCUCAUGGAAUUCAAUGUGCAACAAUAUUCAAGAUUGACUUGUACAGAAACCCCUGAAUAUCGGUUAGAUCCAUCCAGGCCAAGAGUUAGGCUUUACCUAAGAACUCGUGGUUAAAAAUUUCCAUCAAUCUAACAUUGUAUUUGUUUAUUUGAAUAAAUUUUCAUUUCAUUUUUCA
Messenger RNA from Tetranychus urticae (two-spotted spider mite), 1154 nucleotides. RefSeq lists its product as uncharacterized. The record is from RefSeq and is a predicted model, not a curated record. NCBI's taxonomy places the organism in Eukaryota, Metazoa, Arthropoda, Arachnida, Trombidiformes, Tetranychidae.